Necator americanus (New World hookworm) is the source of this 342-nucleotide messenger RNA. RefSeq lists its product as uncharacterized. Bases 1 to 342 code for a protein of 113 amino acids. NCBI's taxonomy places the organism in Eukaryota, Metazoa, Nematoda, Chromadorea, Rhabditida, Ancylostomatidae. The record is from RefSeq and is a predicted model, not a curated record. The transcript has a single exon.
AUGGCACCAUUAUUAAUUAAGCCUAAAUCGCUGAUGCGAGAGACCUAUGCGACUGGCAUACAGUGGAAGGAUACCGUAGCAGAAGAUUUACGCAACAAAUGGUACGCUGCCUUACAAGAGGUUAACGAUGUAUCGAUUACUGUACCUCGCCGCUUAUUGAGUGAACACAUUGCUCCUAAUAAAUCCUCACUCUGGGUAUUUGCUGAUGCAAGUAAGGUCGCCAUAGCAGUAUGCGCAUAUCUAAGGUGCGAACAGAACAAUCAGGUCAUGCAGUUGAUUAGCGACAAGACUAGACUUGCACCCAGAAGGACCUUUCAAACAAUACCGAGACUGGAACUGUAA